AUCCUGCAAGCUCAAUCGGAGCAGUUAAGUUCCAUUCGAAACGUGAUUCUUAGUGUUCGUCGUCGUCGACAACGACGACGACGACGACGACCAACGACGACUCUGAUCCCAACGAUCUAUCUAUUCCUGGCAGUAUUGAGCUCGCCUCCGCCAAGUCCCUGUCUUCUCUUCUUCACGCGAACAUUAUCCUGAUCUGUCUCUCUUUUUCUUUCUCUCAUAGUGUUUAAUUGUUUUUAUUUUCUCUUUAAUUUUCUUUUCUUUUUCUUUCUUUUUUUUUUUUUUUUUUUUUUUUUUUAUUGACAACACAGCGUGUUCGAGUUAAAUUAACGGAGUGUAUGAGCUUUCUGCUAUUUGUGAUUUUACUAGGAAUCGAUAAAUAGAUCUAUAGAUUACAGAUCUAAUUUGUUCCGUGAAAAGUUUGUUGAAAAAAAUUUUUCGAUUUGAAUCGAUUUAAAGGGAAGUGUUACGUGUUAGAAGAGACUUGAAUGUUGCCUUUGUAUUGAAGGAUCUUUGAAACGUGAAAUUCGAGAAGAAGCUCGUUGUAAUAUAAUAAACAAGAAAAGUAAGAUUCUCAAGCUCGACAUUAUCUGUGUUUUUCGAUUCCUAAAUAAGGAGAACUUAUGGUGCAUAAACAUGGUCAUUGUUCUUGGCUAAAACGCGAUAUUCUGUGGGUCAUUAUCGCCUUGUCCUAAAUUCUUCUUUCCAAAAUCUAUAGCCUCAUCGUAAAACGAAUGCCAACAUUUAACGACGAUCUGAUCUCUUAAGGCCAAUCGUGAAUUGUCUAUAAAUAAGUGUGGUGACAGUGCAAAACAUUCAUUUCUAUAGUUCGAUGAGGGUCCAUUUCAUUAUCAUUUUAUAUUAAAACAAAGGUGAAGUGUCAACGAAUACAACGACGUUGUUAAUCUUUAUUUAUAUUUGAUAUAAGUGAGAAUGAUAUUUGCGUGAACGACAAAAUGGUUAGCACUAGUUCGCCCGGUGGGGCGAGCAUCUAUGAUCGCAAAAGAAAUAAUUUUCGUGGAAUACCAAAAGCAGAAGUUGAAAGAAGAACUAAUGUUCUUCUACAAGCAAUGACGAUCGAGGAACUUUACACGGCUCUUGUGUAUAUGACACAACAUCAAAUCGGCUAUGACGUUUCUAACGAGUGUGGACAAGAAGCUCUGUUAAAUCAUCUGCAAAAUGCAUUCAAGAUCGACAAUGAAACUCAUGAAAGAAUAUUGGAAGAAACGCAAAACAUGGAGGCUCCAGAAAUGCAUCUCAAUGUAGAAGUGAUCGAAGCCAAGGAAUUGGUAUCCAAAGAUGCUAAUGGAAAAAGCGAUCCGUUUUGCGCUCUUUAUCUCGAAUCAGCUCCUACUAGAAGAUACAAUACAGCUGUAAAAACGUCUACUCUUAGCCCAGUAUGGGAAGAACAUUUUGAAUUACCUUUAGAGGAUCCAGAAAAUGACGUUCUAUCCCUGGAAGUUUGGGAUUUCGAUGCAGCUGAAACUGUGCCUGAGAAAAUAAGUAAAGUUAAAGAUAUUAAAGGUGUUCGUGGUCUCGUGAAACUUGCUAAGGAAAUCGCUGUAACAGCCACAACUGGUAAUCAUGAUAAUGAAUUUAUUGGACGUUGUCGAAUACCUUUAAAGGAUAUUCCAACGACUGGACACAUGAUGUGGUAUCCUUUGGAGAAAAAAAAUAAAUCUAAACGACGAGGAGUUGUUAAAUUAAAAUUGGCUUUUAGCGCGGAACAUAAUGCGCAAGUUGCUGCUCAGGAACACAGACAUUUACUCAGAGUUUUAUUGUUAUAUGAACUUGAGACCGAAAAAGUUGAAAAAUAUUGUUGGUGUGGUCGAUGGUCAGGUCCUGCAGAAGCAUUAAUCCUUCAACAUAGUGCACAACGUGGUCUUUUAGCUAGAAAUAUUGCUUUAGCACAAUGGAUUGAAUAUGCCAGGAUCCAUCAAGAACAUCCACUUAAUUUUAUGGUUUUUAAUAAAUUGAUAGUCGAUUUGUUAAGACCUAUGGAUAAUGGAUUAUUUUCUACGGACGAAACCAAACUAUUUUGGGAUGCUACAAGAAAACUAUUAUAUUCUUGUUUAAACAGUAUCAGGAAAAUAAGAAGAUUAAUUUUAGGAGACAAGAAUGCCACAACACAGUUAUCGGCUAUUUUAGGGAUAUUAUCAUCUAUUGCCACUCUUAAAAUUCCUGAAGAUUUUGAUUUAUUUCUUGCAAAGAUGUAUCCUUGGUUUCCAGAACCAGAUGGUACGAAAUUGGAUGUUAUCCAAGGUUUAGAGAACACAGUUAUACAAGGCGGUAUCGAAUGGUUUGAGCACAUAGCAAGUAAUACUACUCCCGAAACUAAAUCGGACGAAGAUACAUUAAGAUAUUAUAUUAAAGUAAUUCAAUUAAUCAGAGCAGAUUUACAAAGAUCUAUAGAUUAUUAUGACAAGUUGUUCAUUAAAAAAAUUAAUUUUCCUUAUACAAGAACAUUGUAUAUUAUGUAUGAAAAGAAAAUAAGUGACAUGUGCAUGGAGGCUGUGGAAGAUGUGUGUGCAAGAUUGAAACAUAUAGAAGUCGAUACUAAUAAUGAUUCCGAGCUAAGUCUUGGUACAACUUUGUUCGAACUCUAUCUAACUCUUCAACGAUAUGCUAUACUGGGACAGAUAGUCUGUGCCGAAGGACAAUUGGAACCUAUGAAAAUACAAAGUUAUCAUGACUGGUUUAAAGCUGGUGUAGCACAUUGGUUAGAUAUUGCAGUAUACAAAGCUAUAAAACGAAUUGAUAGAGCUGUUGAAUUUGAUACAUUACAGGCUAUUGAUAAUACUGUACAAUAUACAUCCAGUGCAGUUGAUACAUUAACGAUUUUUUAUCAAAUCAAAGUUUUCUGGACACAACUGGCAUGGCCUGAUGUUGAAGGAUCUUAUACAUUUGUCACUAAAAUUAUAGACGAUAUUUGUAAGUGUUCCAUUGCAUAUGCUGACAAAAUGGCUACAAAAGCAGAGAUUACAACAGAUUUAGAACAGCUUACUGAAAAUAGUGUCUAUGAGAAAAAAUUCUUGGUAUCUAAUGCCUGGUGCUUUGCUAUUAAUAAUAUUGACUAUAUCAGAACAUCGAUUGGUCCAUUAGCAAAUGACUUAGGGCUUCAAGGUAUCGUCGAUGCUUUAGGAGAAAAUAAGACGGAAGAAGAAGCCGAUCGUUGCAAACAAACUCUUCAGCUAAUCAUUGCUAAUGCGGCAGACACGGUGAAAAAUAAAAUUAUUGAAUUAUUAGAAGUUGUUGCGCACAAAAUGGCACCUGCUAUGAAGAGGUAUCUCAUGGAAGGAGCAGAAUUAAUAGAUACUACUAGUAAUGCGAUGGAUCGACUUUUGCAAUAUCUUGAUUCAAAUUUAACGAUAUUACAUGAUAAUCUUAGUCAGGAUAAUUUUGAAAGAGUUCUCCUUGUUAUUUGGGAAAUAAUGUCUGAAACACUUUAUCAGUUAGUUCAUAGUAAUCUAGAAAAAAGAAGACCACCUUCAUUUUACUCUAAUCUACACCGGACACUUCAUACACUCAUUAGAUUUUUCAAUCUUGGUGCAGAUGAAACGUCGAACGUGCAGGUUUUAGAGAAGAUUGAAGAACUUUUGAAACUUCAUGGUUUGGAAACGGCUGAGCUUAUUCAUCGAUAUAAUCAAGAUCGAUUGAAAGAACAGAAAGAGAUGGAAGAAACUAUCUAUGGUCUUCUCACUGUUAAAGCUUGGUUCUUGAACAAUUCAUUGAACAUUCAAAUUCUCAAUGCCAGAAAUCUACGACCGAUGGAUAGUAAUGGAGAUUUUAUAGGCAAGCUGUCUACUCUCGAGCGCAAACUGCACUCUAAAUCUAAACAAAGACUGAAAGAAGCGAAGAAAAGCAAAUGUGAUUCUUACGUAAAAAUAAGAUUGUUGCCGGAAGAAAAAUUUAUUGAUAACAAGACACCAAAGACGCAUGUACAAAAGGAAACUUUGUUCCCUCUUUUCGAUGAAACUUUUAACAUUCCUCUUACCGAAGAACAACGAGCUAUAGAGGAUGCCAUAGUGGCUUUUGAAAUAAAAGACAAGGAUUUCUUACGAACUAGAUUUAUGGCUGAAGCCUUUCUAUCAUUCCGUGAAAUUCCAGAAGUGGGACCAGAGAAAGGAAUAGAAUCAAUGGAACAAAUUCAUUUAAAACUUUCACGGCCAAAUAAUAAAAGUACGGACGUAAUUCGAGCCUUAGAACAUAGGAAAGGAGACAACCAAGCAAUGGAUUUCAUAUCUAAAAUGCAUAAUAAAUGCAAUGCAAAAUAAAUAGAAACACAUUAAUAUAAAAAGUCAUAUCGAAUAAUGUUCAUAAAUGUAGCUAUCAUCACUCAUUGCCUUAAACUAGUGUCAUUUUUAAAGAAUUUUAAUAUUUAACAAAAAACGAAAAAAAGAGAUUUCUCCCACAUAAAUAUAAAGAAUAUUUUAAUUUGACAAUUAAGCGUUUUUAUAAAAAAAAAAAUGUUAGACUAUGUAAAGGCAACAUUUUUAUACUUUCCCAUAAUAUUUUUAAAUUUUCGCAUUUCAUAAUGUUAAGGAAUUUGAAAGUCUGAAUAAGUGUUACUUAUAUUCAGUACGUGCAUUUCCAUAAGAUGCAAAUGUCUUAUUUAACAACAUAUAUUAUUUAUAAAAUGUCAUUUGGAAAGGAUAAUAUAAAUUUGGCAAAAAUAAUUUUACAUCAAAUACAUGUACAUAGAUAGAGACGUGUCAAAUUGUUAAAUGUAAAUACGUAUAGCAGCAUUAUUGUAAUUGGUAGCUAAUAUUUUUAUAAUCCAUUUAUGAAAAGAAAUUUAAAAAAAUUAGAAUAUACAUAUACAUAUACAUAUAUAUAUAUAUAUACACACACACAAUAAUUAAUUUAACUACAGUUAAUGUUAUUACAAAAAUAUGCAGUAAGUGCAUAACAUGCAAAAGUAAGAAUUUAAUCUAAGAAUAUGAUUUAGAUUAAUCAAAUUGAGCGUUUGACUGCCUUUUAAUUAAUAUAGAAUAUUUUUAUUUCUAACAAACUUUAAACAAUUUUUUUCCCUUUAUCACAAUGUUACAGUUUUGAUUUAUGCAAGUAAGCAUAAGAAAUACAUUCUUUUAUAUUCUUAUAAUCCAUAUUAAUACAAUAUUGUAAAAUAAUAUUAACAUUAUUUUCUAAUUUUUAGAUAUAAUUAAAUUUUUUUUUACAACUUUGGUUAUAACUAGGGAAAAAUAUAAUGAUCGAUCAAUACUGCCCAUCAUCUUUGAUUAUAUAUAAUAUAAUGAGUACAGACAAUUCUUGAUGGACAUAGAUAAACAGGCUCUUAUUUUAAAUGCGAACAUUUAAGCGAAAACAUAGCUUUCUCGAAAUUGUUAAAAAACUUUAUCAUUAUGCACAAACUAUUCUCGAAGAAAGAUUACUUUUUGACACGAUUUUUUUAUGAAAAAAAUAAACUUUUAUAAUAAUUCGAAA
This is a messenger RNA of Vespa crabro (European hornet), 5439 nucleotides long. RefSeq names its product protein unc-13 homolog 4B (gene stac). Lineage: Eukaryota; Metazoa; Arthropoda; Insecta; Hymenoptera; Vespidae. The record is from RefSeq and is a predicted model, not a curated record. The transcript is spliced from 18 exons. Bases 954 to 4271 code for a protein of 1105 amino acids.